Messenger RNA from Arachis duranensis, 841 nucleotides. RefSeq lists its product as uncharacterized. The record is from RefSeq and is a predicted model, not a curated record. NCBI's taxonomy places the organism in Eukaryota, Viridiplantae, Streptophyta, Magnoliopsida, Fabales, Fabaceae. The transcript is spliced from 3 exons. Bases 8 to 841 code for a protein of 277 amino acids.
ACUUCAGAUGUUGAACAGUGUAAGAAGAAACACUGUGAUAAAAAAUUCAGUCAUUAUACCCUUAUAUGAAAAUGAUAUGAAAGAGAGAGAGAAAGAGAAGAAAAACAUGACCAUGGAUCGAGGCUCAGAGAGCAGUUCAGAGUCACCAACAAGGGAGUUGAAAGUUAUCUCCAUAGAGUGUUUACGAGCAACUUCAAAAUCCGAUGAAUGGAGCGCCGCCGACGUGCUUCAAAGCGGCGAUAUAGUAGAGGAGAUCCGGAUUGGCUCAUCGGCCGGUUCCUUGGUCCGGUUCAGGCAACCCUUCAAGAACGGUCGGACCGGACUCAACAAGAUCCUUCAUGAUGCAUACAAGAAGAAGGAGACGUCCGUCCUUGUAAGAGUCCGACGUGGACCUCAUGAGUUCGUUGAGCUGCAGGCCUGCGUCGUCCCCGGAGACUCCUCCUCCGGCAAGAAGAACUACUUCUUGAGGUCCAUCGCCGAUGCCAAUUACGUCGUUGGCUUCUUGGACACAACCGAAAGUGAAUGCUACCGCUUACAAGGUUCAAGGGCGAGUAGGAUGGUAAGUGCACUAACAAGAAGUAAGGCACAAGAUGGAUAUGUAUCAUAUCCAUGGGAGAAGAAGAUGCAGGAGAUGCUUUCAGUUCCCAAUUCUGGCAACUUCAUCUCCAUGUUAUUUCUUCCCAAAGCUUCCGACCGAGUGGCGUCUCGCUACCACGACGUGGAGGACACUCUAGCGAGGGCAAAUGCAUGGCUUAAUGCAGCUCAAGCUUCAGGGGUUCCUCUUGUCUUUAUGAACAUCCAAACUGAGUCACUACUCACUAAGAUAUCUGGAGAGAAAUAA